Closterium sp. NIES-67 is the source of this 6181-nucleotide messenger RNA. NCBI's taxonomy places the organism in Eukaryota, Viridiplantae, Streptophyta, Zygnematophyceae, Desmidiales, Closteriaceae. The record is from the annotation of a GenBank genome assembly.
UAUUCGUUUUCAUUUGUAGUUUAGUAGCGGCUCUCAACGCAUAUACUCCGUCAGGCAUGGGACCUUCUCGCCGCCUUUCUGGAGGAGCUCGGCCUCCUGGCUCGCUCCUCUCGCAGCAAGAACUCCAGAAGCAGCGGCGUCAUCAGCAGCGAUCCAUCGCGUCAUUCUUCUCACCCGCAAGAGCGUCGAAGCAAACCGAAACCGUGCCGGACUCGGUUCCAGCAGCAGAAGCUGCAGCAGAGGAUGUUCAGCCUCAGCCAACUGUUAGAGUCUCUGAGAGCAACCCUGAUUUGCCCAAUGCUCGUGCACGUAAGUCCAAGGCCUCGCCCGGCUCGGCGCCCAAUCGCAACGCUCGUCGCGUGAUAAAAUCUGCGGUAGGAGGAAAGGGCGGCGGUCACCGAGGAAGCAUCGUGCGAGCAGACGCGCGGAGAAGCAACUCCGAAGACUCGAAGGAUGGCGAGUUACUUUGGACCGACGACCCAGCUGAAGAAACCAAACGACUUGCAGAUGCCGAGCGCGCGGGCGAUCGGCGCAAGGUGGCACUUCAGAUACCGCCGCUGGCGGAUGGCCAGACCUGCGCAGACGGGGACGGGAAUGCUGCUCCAGCAGAAGACGCCGGCGGGAAAACCGCGGUGACGGCGGAGGCGGCGGAGGAGGAUGAGCAGGGAGGGGCGAAUGUGGCGGGAGGGGAAGGGUCGCUCUCCAUGGGUUCCCUGGGGUCGGACUUUUCCGGGUCGCUGCUCCCCGCGGGCAGGCUGCGGAGCUUGCGGCGGCGACCGGGGGGGCGGAGUAGCGUCGCGGCGUCGCAGGAGAGCGGCGGCGAGCUGGUAGAGCAGCGAGCGACGCCUGGUGGUGGACGCACGGUGGAGCGUGACGGGAGGAGAGCGGAUGUAAAAGCGUCGCGGAAUGGCGACAGGAGGCCGGAGGGAGAUGCGGUGAUGGGCGGGGGAGAGGCGGCGGGGGAGGGGAAGAGAGGAAGCGAAGGACGCGGCGAGAUGGUGGCGGAAACGAGCAGGAAGAGCGCGGGUUUGGCAGCCGGUUGGAGCAGUAAGGGGGCGCGGGGCAAGGGGACGCGGAAGCGCGGAAGGGAUGAAGCCAAUAACGAGGACGGGAAGGGCGAGGAGGGACCGCGUGCUGUGGGGAGGCGGGUGGAGGUGUAUUGGCCGGAUGAUAAGGCGUGGUAUGCGGGGGUAGUGAGGGGGUAUGAGGAGGAAACGGGCAGGCACGAAGUGGUGUAUGACGAUGGGGAGAGAGAGAUGGUGGUGCUGGGGAAGGAAAAGGGAAAGGGAAAAGACGAUAUGGAGGUCGAGAAAGAGGUGGAGGAGGAAGAGGAGAAAAUGGAGGAAGCGGAAAUUGAGUCUUCGUCGUCUGAUGAUGAUGAUAAUGAUGGUAGUGAUGGUAGUGAUGGUUCCGAUAGCGAGGAGGAGGAUUGGUUGGAAGAGGCGAAGAGGAAAGGGAAGGUGGACGAGGUGGAAGAGGAGGAGGAUGAGGACGAGGAUGAAGAGGAGGAAGAGGAGGAGGAAGGAGGUUCAGAGGAUGAAGCUUCUGGUGAUGAUGAGGAGGAGGAGGCAGAAGAGGAGGAGGAAGAAGAGGAAGAAAUGGAGCAUGGGAAGAGGGGCAGGAAGGCAGGACAGGGAGAGGGCAAGAAGAGCAGCGCACAGAGCGGGCGUGGGAGGAAGGCUGGGGGGGACAAGGAGAAGGGGGCAGGGGCGGAGGGGAAAGGGGAUGUGGGUGGUGAAAGGAAAGGACGCGAGGGGUUUGAGGGAACGGGAGGGGCUGUGACGGACGCAGAGCGAUCAGCCAUUCGCAAGGCCAUGCUUGGCGCCGGUGCUGUGGCUGCUGGUGCGGCUGCUGGUGUGGCUGCUGCAGCCGCCAAACCCGCUGGAGCUGCUGCCAUGGGCGCGGGUGCUGCUGGUGCUGCUGUUGCUGCCGGUGCUGCUUCUGGUGGUGCAGGAGGCAAUAGAUCCGCGGGCAUAGAAGCUGCACUAGACAGUCUGCUCCCCGAGCUGGCAGGCGAGGCGGCGCAGCGGUUCAGCGGGCGCAUGGAGGCCAAGUUCGACUUCCUCUUCAGGAACCGCAGGGACGGCAAGCGGCGGCCGCCCUCGCAUCCUGACUACGACCCAACCACUCUCUUCCUGCCAGACGCCUUCCUCAAAAGCCUGUCCGAGGGGCAGCGGCAAUGGUGGCAGUUCAAGGCGAUGCACCUGGACAAAGUGCUACUGUUUAAGAUGGGCAAGUUCUAUGAGCUCUUUGAGAUGGACGCGCAUGUGGGCGCCAAGGAGCUCGAUCUGCAGUACAUGAAGGGCGACCAGCCGCACUGUGGCUUUCCAGAGAAGAACUAUGCUGAGAAUGCAGAGAGACUGGCGCUCAAGGGCUACCGCGUGGUGGUGGUGGAGCAGGUGGAGACGCCCGAGCAGCUGGAGCAGCGGCGGCGCGCCACGGGGUGCAAGGACAAGGUGGUGCGGCGGGCUGUGUGCGCCAUGGUGUCGCGCGGCACCAUGGUCGACGCCGGCAUGCUCUCCGCCUCCCCUGAUGCUGCUCUCAUCCUCUCCCUCACCGAAUGGCCUGUCCCUGCUCCUGCUCCUGCCCGUGCCGCUGCUCCUGCUCCGCCUGGUUCUGCCCCUGCUUCCCCUGCUGACGGAACCGCCACUGCUGCUGCUGCUGCUGCUACCACUGAGCAAGGGGGUGAGGGAGAGGCGGCAGUGGUGAUAGGCGUGGCGGUGGUGGAUGCAGCCACGGGGCAGUUCUCCCUUGGCCAGUUCCUCGACGACUCUGCUCGCACGUGCCUGCGCUCCCUCUCUGCGGAGCUCCGCCCAGUGGAGCUCGUGCUGCCGCGAGUCCCCUCCUCCCAUUCCUCCUCCUCCUCGUCUCAUAUUUCGUCCUCUGCCCCCUCGCCUGCCCCCUCGCCUGCCACACUGCGUGCGCUCUCGGACUCGUGCCGCCGGCCCCUGUGGAACUGGAUCGAGCGGGCGGACGACUGCUGGACGCCCGAGAGCACCGCGGCAUGGCUGAAGCGCUUCUAUGGGACAGGCGGGGCGGAUGAAGAGGAGGAGGAGCAGGAGGAGGAGCGCAGUGAAGGCAGGAGAAGGGCAGGUGUGCCAGGUGUGAUAGCGCAACUGGUCGCAGCAGGUCCAGCAGCAGCAGCAGCAACAGCAGGAGCACCAGCAGCAGACAGGCGAGCAGCGGACAGAGAAACCGCACCAUCAGCGGCAGUACUGAGUGCCCUAGGCGGGCUCCUCUCGUACCUGCGGUCGUCUCUGCUGGAGUCCCGGCUGCUCGCCCUGCGCCGCUUCUCCUUCCUCCCCGGCGCCAUGCCGCCGGGGUGCGGCAGGAGGGAGGAAGCCAGCGCUGCUGCCACGGGGAAGGGGCAGCAGCAGGGAGAGGAGGAGGGUCCAAUGCAGGUGGAGGUGGAUGAGGCAGCGAAUGACGAGGAUGCAGAGGGGGUGGAGGAGGAGGAGGGAUCAGCAGAGAAAGAGGAGCAGGAGGAGCCGUUCAUGGUGCUCGACAGCUGUGCGCUGGAAAACCUCGAAAUACUUGAGAACAGCCGCGACGGCACGGCGACAGGGUCGCUCUUCGCGCUCAUAGACCGCACUGUGACGCCCUUUGGGCGGCGCCUGCUCCGGCAGUGGCUCGUGCGGCCGCUGCUACGGCCGGGGGCGAUCAGGGAGAGGCAAAGGGCGGUGGAGGAUCUCAUGGGCGUGGGGGCAGAGGCGGGGGGGAAGGCGGUUAAGGCGCUGAGUGGAGUGGGGGACUUGGACCGGCUUCUGCCGAGAAUACACUCGCACUGGGUAAAAGCCUUCCCAGCAGCAGCAGAAGCAGGGGCGAAGUCCGGCAAGCAUAACCAUCAUCAGCAGCAGCAGCAGCAGCAGCAGCAGCAGCAGCAGAUGGGGCGGAACGCCUGCCAGGUGGUUCUCUACGAGAACGUGGCGCUAGCCCGAGUGCGUGAGUUCACCUCCGCUCUCCGCGGCUGCCAGGCCCUGCUUGCUGCUGCCCACGCCUUCGCCCCUCUGCUGCCCCACCUCUCCAGCUCCCUGCUGCGAAACCUCCUCACUCCCGCCACUCCCGUCGAACGAGGAAUAGGAGGAGUGGGAGGAAGGGGAGGAGGAGCAGCAGGAGGAGGGGGUUUAAGAGGAGGGGGGAAGAGGACGUUCCUCCCGAUGGAGUCUCGGCUGCUUGCGUUUGAGCACGCGUUUGACUGGGGGAAGGCGGAUGCGUGUGGGCGCAUUGUGCCGUCAUCGCCUGGCGUGGACACUGCGUACGACGCCGCGGCUGCGAGGGUGAGGGGCGUGGAGGCGGAGCUGGAGCAGCACCUGGAGGAGCAGCGCCAAGUGCUACGUGCACCUCCCACAGUGCCCCUGGCGUUCGUGACGGUGGGCAAGGAUCCGUACCAGCUCGAGGUGCCAGACUCGCUGUUCGGUCGUGUGCCGCCCAGUUACGAGCUCAAGACGCAGAAGAAGGGCGUGCGCCGCUUCUGGACGCCGUUCAUCCGGUCCGCCCUGCAGCGCCUGGCAGAGGCCAAGGAGGAGGAGGAAGCUGCUCUGAGCGGCAUCUACCAGCGCCUGCUGGGGCGCUUCUGCGCCGCCCUGCCUCUCUGGCUGCGUGCCGUGCACGCCAUCGCCCAGCUUGACGCGCUCCUGUCUCUUGCUUCGUUCUCCCUCGCCGGUGCCCCGCCCAUGUGCCGCCCGCACGUGGGGUUUGAUGUGGGGGAGGGGGAGGCGGAGGGGGAGGGGGAGAGGGGGGGAGGAGGUGGAGCGGAGGGAGGGGGUUCGUUGCGAGUGCCGUAUUUCAGAGCCAAGGGACUAAGGCACGCUGUGCUGGCGACUAUGGGGUCCACUGGGGGAUGCUUUGUGCCGAAUAACUCUGUGCUCGGGGGAUGGGGGGCGCGGAUGAUGUUGCUGACAGGCCCGAACAUGGGGGGCAAGUCCACGCUGAUUCGCCAGACAUGCCUCGCUGUCAUCCUGGCGCAGCUGGGAGCGCACGUGCCAGCAGAGUCUCUCUCCCUCUCGCCCGUGGAUCGUGUGUUUGUGCGCAUGGGCGCGCGCGACCACAUCAUGGCGGCGCGCUCCACAUUCCUGGUGGAGCUGCAGGAGACAGCAGGCAUGCUGCGCUGCGCCACGCGGCACUCGUUUGUCGCUCUGGACGAGCUGGGCCGCGGGACUGCUACGUCCGACGGGCAUGCCAUAGCCCACGCCGUGUUGGACCAUCUUUUGAACCGGGUGCGGUGUCUGGGGGUGUUCUCCACGCACUACCACGCCCUGGCGCAUGACUUCCAGCACCACGAGGGGGUGUCUCUAAAGCACAUGGAAUGCCGUGUGCACUCCUCUGCACUGCAUGGCACCCAGUCCCCCACAGCCGCUCCAGCUGCCAGCAGCAGAGCAGACGCGAGCAGCAGCAGUGGGGGGGAGGAGGUGGAGGAGGUGGUGUUUCUGUAUAAGCUAGCAGAGGGGUCGUGCCCCAAGAGCUACGGCAUCAACGUGGCACGCCUGGCAGGCAUGCCUGAGUCGGUGCUGAGCUGUGCGGGGCAGAGGGCCCACCAGCUGGAGAAGGAGAGGGAGGCACACCGGAAAGAGGCACACGCAGCUGCCGGGGCAGCACCAACACCAGCAGCAGCAACCGACGCAGCACCAACAACAGUAGCAGCAGCAGCAGCAGCAGCAGCAGUGAGAGGUGCAGGGGAGGGUGUGGAAGGGGAAGAGCCUCCAGUGCACGUGGUGCUAUCCCAGGUGCUCCGAAUGCUGCAGGCGGCAAAGGGCAAGCAGGGCAAGCAGGACAAGCAGCAAGGCACGGAGGAGAACGAGGAGGAUGCAGGGCAGGCAGGGAUGGAUGUGGAUACGGAGGGAGGAAGCGACGCAGCAAGGAAUGCGGAUGGAGGGAACCGGGAGAAGGGGGAUAGGGGCGAUGUGUUGGCAAAGUUGAGGCAGCUGCAGGCGCUGGUAGCUGCGAGGGACGAGAGGAGGUAACUACGACGACUUCAGAUCAGCAGUGUGGACCUUGGCUUUGUUUCCCCAGGAAGGAGGGAAGCAUGAUGCCAGUGAAGUGACCUUGCCGACGAUGUGGGACUGGGAUCAGGGCAGGCUAGCUAUUCGAGUGAUAUUGUGUUUAUUCUUUGAAGCUUGUGUAUACUCUUAAAAAAGGUAGAAGAACCCUUUUGUGAAACCCUGCCCAGUGUUGCUACCGUAUC